Nannospalax galili (Upper Galilee mountains blind mole rat) is the source of this 620-nucleotide messenger RNA. It is a transcript of the gene Cstb, whose product is annotated as cystatin B. The record is from RefSeq and is a predicted model, not a curated record. Bases 126 to 422 code for a protein of 98 amino acids. Gene Ontology annotation, molecular function: cysteine-type endopeptidase inhibitor activity. Gene Ontology annotation, cellular component: cytosol. The transcript has 3 exons. Lineage: Eukaryota; Metazoa; Chordata; Mammalia; Rodentia; Spalacidae.
CCGUGUCACGUGGCUCGGGGCGGGGCCGAGCUGGGUUCUUCUAGGAGGCGGGUCUGGGGGUUCCCAGUUUCCCCGCUGUUCUCCCGAAUCUCUCCACCUGCUCUGCCGGUUCCACUGCCGCCACGAUGAUGUGUGGAGGGCCAUCCGCCUUGCAGCCGGCCACCGCCGAGACCCAGAAGAUCGCCGACCAGGUAAAGCACCAGCUUGAAGAGAAAGAAAACCAGAAGUUCACCGUCUUUAAAGCUGUGUCCUUCAAGAGCCAGGUGGUGGCUGGCACCAACUACUUCAUCAAGGUUGACGUUGGUGAUGAUAAAUUUGUGCACUUGAGGGUGUUUGAGGCUCUCCCUCAUGAAAACAAGCCCUUGACCUUGGCUGCCUACCAGACCAACAAGGAGAAACACGAUGAACUGACCUACUUCUAAUUUCUCAGUCCCUGUGCCAAAUACUUCAUUGUUUCAGUCUGUGUUUGGGACCAUGACGUACAGACCCCUCUGUGGUGCCUCUGUAAUGGAGGGGGUAGGGUUCCGCAGCUUCCAAACUAUUGUGGGGUUUUUUUCCCUUCCAGUCAUUUUCAGAAUGCUAUAUAUGAUCUAUCUCUAAAUAUAUGUUUUGAGAGUCUA